AUGGCAAAGCAAAUAAUGUCUUCUUCAAACUUGUUAUUUUUCUCUCUAACUCUAUUAAUCAUCACACUCUCCCCCAUACCAAUUUUCGCUUCUGCUUCUUUGGAGGAAGCCAAUGCUCUUCUUAAAUGGAAAGCAAGCCUUGAAAUACCAAAAAAUUCUUUGCUCUCUUCAUGGAUUCCCCUCCCUUUGAAUUCCAGCGCAUCAGCUCCAUGCACUUCUUGGUUUGGAGUAGUUUGCAAUGCUGAUGGGAGCAUUCAGAAGUUGAACCUCACAUCAUCUGGAUUAAAGGGUACGCUUCAUAGAUUUUCAUUCUCUUUGCUACACAAUCUUACACGUUUUAAUCUUAGUAUAAACAACUUCUUUGGCCCCAUCCCACCUGAAAUAAGACACUUGUCCAAACUUGUAUAUCUUGAUUUUUCAUUCAAUAAGUUUUCUGGAGUAAUCCCACCUGAAAUAGGAAACCUGCACCAGCUAAACAUCUUGCACCUAUACUCAACCAAUAUAUCUUGCUCAAUUCCUUCUUCAUUGGGCGAUUUGACACUUUUGAAUAUCCUUUAUUUGUACAAAAAUCAACUCUCUGGUUCCAUUCCUACAGAACUUGCAAAUUUGAAGUCUCUCACUCAUCUUGAGGUGGCCUACAAUCAACUUAGCGGUUCAAUACCUUCAUCACUGGGUGAUUUGACAUCUUUGAAUGUCCUUUAUUGUGGUUCUAUUCCUUCAUCAUCAGGUGAUUUGGCGUCUUUGAAUGUCCUUUAUUUAUGGAAAAAUCAACUCUCUGGUCCCAUUCCUAUUGAACUUGGGAAUUUGAAAUCUCUCACUAAUCUUGAUUUUCUCACUGAUCUUGAGGUGGCCGACAAUCAACUUAGUGGUCCUAUUCCUUCAUCACUAGACAAACCUCAGCAACAUACAAUGACUGACCCUCGGUGUGAACUUGGGAAGGUGAAGUCUAUCACUGAUUUUAAGGUGAAUAACAAUCCAAUUAGUGGUUCUAUUCCACUGGAUUUUGGAAAUUCAACUCAACUACAAAGACUUGACCUCUCUUCGAAUCAUUUGGUUGGUGAGAUCCCAAGGGAGUUUGGGAAAAUGAAAAUACUUGAUCUAUCCAAAAAUAGAUUAAAUGGGUCGAUUCCUACAACUAUUGGUCAAUGGGCACAAAUCCACUACUUAAAUCUUAAUAAUAACAAGCUCAAUGAGAAAAUUCCAUCUGAGAUUGGUAAAUUAGUUCAUCUUACGGAACUUGAUUUAUCUCAGAAUUCCCUCACGAAAGAGAUAUCAUCUGAAGUUCAAAGUUUGCAAAGUUUGAUAAAAUUGGAUCUUUAUCACAAUAGACCCUCUGGUUCUAUUUCUGAUGCUUUUACGCAUUUGCCUCGUAGGAUUGAGAUCAACCUUUCUUACAAUGAGCUCUCAGGCCCGGUCCCCCUUUGGGUUAACUUUGUGAAUGUGUCCAUAGAAAGCAAUCCAGAUUUGUGUGGGAAUGCUACAUGA
Molecule: messenger RNA, 1485 nt
Organism: Lactuca virosa
Lineage: Eukaryota; Viridiplantae; Streptophyta; Magnoliopsida; Asterales; Asteraceae
Source: the annotation of a GenBank genome assembly